This is a messenger RNA of Vigna unguiculata (cowpea), 851 nucleotides long. RefSeq lists its product as uncharacterized. The record is from RefSeq and is a predicted model, not a curated record. Gene Ontology annotation, biological process: innate immune response. NCBI's taxonomy places the organism in Eukaryota, Viridiplantae, Streptophyta, Magnoliopsida, Fabales, Fabaceae.
UAAACCACACCGUCUUCAAAACUUUCUCAUUCUCUCAAAGAACCGUCGAGAAGCGCGUGAUGAACGCGCCCCUCGUUCUUUAUUUUUUAUUGACUUCGUAGUUUUCUUUUCCUUCGCGGAGACAAUGGAAGCGCCACUGCGACGUCGUUUGGUUCAUUCCUGAUGUCUUAAUUUGUUCUUUAAACGUUGUGACAGUUGCAAUUGGAGCUUUUAUCUUUGGUUUCUCUCUCUCGCUUUGAUCAUCAAAACCCCAUGUUCCCAGAUUUAACAUGUUGGGAUUUGGUGAGGAAGAACUCACCGUAGAGAGCAACGCAAUUCCAUGCCUGAUUUUUACUCAGCUACUUGUUCUUCUUCUCCUCUUUGCACUUCUCUUUUUCUUUGUCGUCUUCCCUUUGGAUCCCGGCGACAACCUCGUCGCCGCCGACACCACUGCUUCGUCGACCUCUUCCAAUUUCUUCCUCUUCGAUGCUAUUCAGCAGAUUGAAUUACCGCAGGCUAUUCACGAUUCAUCGCCCUCUCAUUCAACGACCACUCUUCAACACCGGUUGCUGCAGGGUGGAGAGAAUGUAGUUAUAAAAGGAGAAAUAACAAGUGGUGCAAGCAUGAGGAUGGAAGAAGAAGAGAUUGUAGAGGAAGAGGAUUCAGAUUCAGAUUCAUCAUCACUGUAUUUUCAGCCAUGCCAUUAUUUUCAGUUAGCCUCGGUAGCAUUUCUCAAAUGUUUUGGCCUGGAUUCUUCAUCUGAUGCACCUUCAACAAGAACGAGAAGAAAAAGAAAACAGAGCUGAUUAUAGAAAUUAUGUCAUUCUCAUCAUUAUUAACAAUUUCUAAAUCAAUUCUCUUGUUGCCCUGUA